This is a messenger RNA of Acaulospora morrowiae, 1065 nucleotides long. Lineage: Eukaryota; Fungi; Glomeromycota; Glomeromycetes; Diversisporales; Acaulosporaceae. The record is from the annotation of a GenBank genome assembly.
AUGACUACAUUCUCGCAAUUAAAUGACCUUCAACGAAAAUCCCUGGUGGAUUUAUUCGCUUACAUUAAACAUUUUAAUCAAAAUUUCACCGCAGCUGCACUCGAUGGUAAUUCUUCCACCAGCUUUCUCGAGAAUAUGAAAUCUACUUCUGCCAGCCUCUUCACCCAUUUCAUUUAUCAAUCCAACGUAACUGUUGACCAAAAGACAUUUAAAACUCUAAGGCAGGAAAAUAAAGAGUGGGAUGAGGAGAUUAAAAAGUUCAAGAAAUUUGUGGCAUUGUUGAAUAAAGGGAGCAACAAGCAGUUAAUUAACAAAGGUUUUUGUCGUCGCGUUUACGAGCCGUCCGGAAUUGACGAUAGUGGGAAUGAGGAAUUGCUAUCUGAAAAUUCAACGACAAGAAAAGAAGUAAGGGAAAGAGAUAUAGAAAAUAAUGCAUGGGAAAAAGAAAACGAGAAGAGGGAAGGUGAAACGAAAGAGGUCAACAAUCACAGGGAUGAAAAAGUUAAAAGAAAGUCAACACAAAACAGUCAACGAAAAUUGGAUAAAAAACAUAAUAUGAUGAGUAAAGAGAAAGACGAAUUAUUAAAAGAGAAAUCAAUGUUGAUUAAAGAGAAAGACGAAUUAUUAAAAGUUAAAGACGAAGUAUUAAAAAGGAAGGAAGGAAUUUCCAAAAUAAAAGAUGAUUUGGUGAAGGAGAAAGAAAGAACCAAAAAGUAUUUGAAUAGCUCAAAGGAAAGAGGGAUUAACGACAGGAAUGUAAAUGCUAACAAAAAGGGUAAAAAUUAUCUCGCCACUUUUCUUAGAAAAGAGGACGCAGAGACUGAUGAUUCCUGUGAACAACGAUUUGAUGUCCAUAAGAGAAAGGUUCGUUGUACACCGCAGCUUUUGAUUGAUGAAUCGGAAGUAGAAGAUAUGGCAGAUUUGGUGAAGUUCGGAUAUAUUUCAAAGGCGGAAUAUAUGAUGAAAAGAUUUGAGGAGAUUAACCAAAAGGUUAAGAAGCAUAAGAAUGAUGAAGAUGGGAAAAUAAUGGGCACAAAAAAAAACAAGAAACGAAAUCACGUGUAG